Metarhizium robertsii ARSEF 23 is the source of this 564-nucleotide messenger RNA. RefSeq lists its product as uncharacterized. The transcript is spliced from 2 exons. Bases 1 to 564 code for a protein of 187 amino acids. NCBI's taxonomy places the organism in Eukaryota, Fungi, Ascomycota, Sordariomycetes, Hypocreales, Clavicipitaceae. The record is from RefSeq and is a predicted model, not a curated record.
AUGGCUUAUCGUUCCGUGUAUCUGGCUAAGUAUCGUGGCUCUCCAAGCCAACGCGCCCAUUUCGCCAUUUUCAUUCCAAAUUCUACCAACGACAACCCGGAUCUAGACAAAGACUGGAAAUCAAAACCAUGCCUGGGCACCGUCAUCCACGUCGUGGGUGAACCGCUGAUGAAGGGCUAUACGCUCGAGUUCAAACGGAACGAGGAGUGUAGUACUUCUCCCGACAUAGAUGAACUCGUGUUCCUCGGAACUGUUGACUCAACUCACGUCCAUGAUCCCCCCGACACAGAUUUUGUGAGGGAGACUCAUCCACGACAAACACUCGAACAGGAAAUAGCCACGAUAGCCCCUCCUCCCAGAGGCCAGGAUAUUCGAGCUCCCAUCGAUGGUGUUCGCACGAAGCGGUGCCAAGAAUGGACCAUGGAAUGUCUCUCUCGACUGGAGGAGCAGUGCCUCAUCAGUUCUGGCGCUGUCAAGAUCGCGCAGAGCCAUCGAGACGCGCCGAAUCAUGGUAUAUUUGGGCAGUCGGGGGUUUCCAAGACCCCAGGGAGCGCUGCACAGUGA